Molecule: messenger RNA, 244 nt
Organism: Austrofundulus limnaeus
Lineage: Eukaryota; Metazoa; Chordata; Actinopteri; Cyprinodontiformes; Rivulidae
Product: protein NDRG3
Source: RefSeq, a predicted model, not a curated record
GUGUCAGUUGUUGUUUUUCUGCUGUGCGUGCAGGUAUCAGUACCCCUCCAUGGAUCAGCUGGCUGAGAUGCUGCCAUCUGUCCUCACUCAGCUUCAGGUGAAGAGCGUCAUCGGUAUCGGAGUCGGGGCUGGAGCCAACGUCCUCACUAAACUAGCUAUGAAUGAGCCCAGUCUGGUGGAAGGUUUGGUUCUGAUCAACGUCAACCCCUGCGCUAAAGGCUGGGUGGACUGGGCCGCCUCUAAG